CUGUCUGUGCAGGUUACCUAGGACCAUGCUGAGGCUGCUCCUGCUGUCUUUGGGACUCCUGCAGGGAAUCCAUGCUAUCUUUGCCUCGAGCUCCAGCCACAACCGUCUGGAUGAGGUGGGAUCCAUUCUGAAGGAAGCGGGAAGGGCCAGCUACCCAAGCCUUCUCCAGCUGGUCAAAGAGGCACCCCCAGAUUUUGAGCAGCUGGCCCUGGAGGUUCCAAUAGCCCAAGAUGACCUUGUGCCAGAAGCAAGCAUGAUAGAGUCACAGAUGUUGUCAUCAGCCCUGCAGGCCCAGGGACGAGAAGAGCGCUCCCCGAGGAGAUGCGUCCGCUUGCAGGAAUCCUGCCUUGGCCACAAACUCCCUUGCUGCGAUCCAUGUGCCACUUGCUACUGCCGUUUUUUCAAUGCCAAUUGCUUUUGCAAGAAAUUCAGCAAUACUUUUCCAUGUGGCAAAAACUAGCCUGAAUUCUGAAGGAUUUUCUCUCAUCCCUGUGUACAAGCUAGGCUUUCUUAUGCUCCCUUUACUGUUCUAAUAAAUAGCUGAAGUAAA
Heteronotia binoei (common prickly gecko) is the source of this 550-nucleotide messenger RNA. RefSeq names its product agouti related neuropeptide (gene AGRP). Bases 26 to 460 code for a protein of 144 amino acids. Gene Ontology annotation, biological process: neuropeptide signaling pathway; hormone-mediated signaling pathway; positive regulation of feeding behavior. The transcript is spliced from 3 exons. Gene Ontology annotation, cellular component: extracellular region. Gene Ontology annotation, molecular function: neuropeptide hormone activity; type 1 melanocortin receptor binding. The record is from RefSeq and is a predicted model, not a curated record. Lineage: Eukaryota; Metazoa; Chordata; Lepidosauria; Squamata; Gekkonidae.